Topomyia yanbarensis is the source of this 1555-nucleotide messenger RNA. Its product is annotated as 17-beta-hydroxysteroid dehydrogenase 13-like. Gene Ontology annotation, molecular function: oxidoreductase activity, acting on the CH-OH group of donors, NAD or NADP as acceptor. The record is from RefSeq and is a predicted model, not a curated record. Bases 151 to 1182 code for a protein of 343 amino acids. The transcript is spliced from 5 exons. Gene Ontology annotation, cellular component: lipid droplet. NCBI's taxonomy places the organism in Eukaryota, Metazoa, Arthropoda, Insecta, Diptera, Culicidae.
CUGGAACGAUUCGCUCAUAGCAAAUGUAGGCACCGUCUAUGUACCUCGAGUGCAUCGACAGUCAUUGCUACCGAGAACCCCUUGCCGCACGCGCCAAGUGAAUCAGUCGAGUUUCGAUCGAGUCGGGGACCGGGUGGCUUCAGUGCUAGGAUGUCGACCAGAAUGGAGCAGUACUUUAGAAGUGAGGACGGUUCCUACGUGGCUGCUGCCGAACAAAACUCCAGCAAAUCCUUCAAUACGAAGCGGUUGGAAAAACUGGUGAAAAUUAUCCUAUUGGACAUAGUGCCAAAAACGAUCAAACUUCUACUGUUUACAGUAUUGGCGUUUCUAAAGUACUUGCUUGUGUCGUUCUUGCCGGCUCAGCGAAAAUCUAUUGCCGGCCAGGUGGCCCUGGUUACAGGUGGUGCAAAUGGUUUGGGCAAAGCACUUUGUUUUCGUUUGGCACAGGAAGGCUGCGCCGUUGCGGUGGCCGACAUAGAUUUGCCGAGUGCGCAAGAAACUGCCGAAGAAGUGCGGGCGCGUUUCGCUGGUGUCAAGGUGGAAGCAUUUCACGUCGACGUCGGUGACUACAAGUCGGUUGUACAGUUGAGAAAAAAUGUAGAACGCGUGCUGGGACCGGUUGACGUACUGGUCAACAACGCCGGACUGCUGGCGAUGCUGUCGCUCUCCGAAGGGACACCGGAGGACGUGCAGAGGAUCGUCAGUGUUAAUCUGAUGUCGCAUUUCUGGACAAUCCGCGAAUUUAAAGCCGGUAUGGUCGAGCGUCGCCGGGGUCACAUCGUUGCCGUAUGCUCAGUGUUAGGUGUGAUCCCAUUCGGACGAACGAUAUGCUACAACACAACCAAGUUUGCGCUGCGUGGCAUGAUGACAUCACUGAACGAGGAAUUCUUCCUGAACGGAUUGUCCAAAGAUCUUCACAUCACCAUAGCCUAUCCGGCUGGGAUUAGGACCCGGAAACAAUUUGUUGAUUUCCUGCAGGAACUAAGGUUGAAGAUCCCUUGGCAUACGCCGGAAUACGUGGCCAAUGCGAUCAUUGAUGGUGUCCUAACUAACCAGACGGAAGUAAUUCCCAGUCAUUUUUACGUUAAAUGGAUUAUUAAAUAUUUCUCCAUUCUACCAACCAGUUUCACCCGACUGGUCUCGGAUAUAUGGAUAGGAAAAGUUCCACAGCUCACGGAAUAGUUAAUUUUAUUUGAUCAUGUUGCUUCAACAUCGAACAUUGCGUAGAAAAAGUUCAUAAUGUUAUAGUCAUCAAAGAAACUACAUAAUUUUAAUUCUAUUUAGUUAUAUGUCAGUACUUGAAAAUAUUCUUUGGAAUGCAUUUUAAUUUCUUUAAAAUGUUUCUUUAUCACAGUUCGAUUAAUAUGUAUGAGCGCUAGUAUUAUUCAAAUGUAUCAUAUAGAUUAUUCUCGGCUCAUUUAAAACAAAACGAAAUUUAGUAUAAUAUGAGAUGUCAUACAGAAAACAUUUGUCACAAAAACAAUAAAAAACGGGUGGGUAGUGUCUGGCACAUAACCGGUGUGACGUGACUGCACUAAGGGCUGUUCAUAGAAAA